Molecule: messenger RNA, 429 nt
Organism: Parasteatoda tepidariorum (common house spider)
Lineage: Eukaryota; Metazoa; Arthropoda; Arachnida; Araneae; Theridiidae
Source: RefSeq, a predicted model, not a curated record
AAAGGAGAAUACAACUCAACUUCAAGUUCAAAUCAAAGUUCAUCACGAAUUGCAUGCAGAAUUGGUUUUGUUUACUUGUUUCGUAAAUCGUCUUCAAAGAAAUUUUUUAUGUUUCAGAUAUAAUUAGCGAUUUCUUGUAAAAUGCCUGAAGAAAUUAAAACAUAUUCUCUAGAGGAGAUAGCAGCUCAUUCAACUGAAGAUUCUUUGUGGUUACUUAUAGACAAUGGCGUUUAUGAUGUUACACAGUUUAAGGAUGAACAUCCUGGAGGUCCAGAAGUUUUGCAAGAUUGGGGAGGCAAGGAAGCUACAGAAGCCUUUGAAGAUGUUGGACAUUCUUCAGAUGCAAAAAGUCAAUUGAAACAAUAUAAAAUAGGAGAAUUAUGUNACGGUUUAAACCAAUCUAAGAUUUUCUACUCUUACAUACAUUAA